Durusdinium trenchii is the source of this 1112-nucleotide messenger RNA. The record is from the annotation of a GenBank genome assembly. Lineage: Eukaryota; Dinophyceae; Suessiales; Symbiodiniaceae.
UCUGACGAGGUGAUUCCGAACAUGUGUUCCACACGCAGAUAGGACGUGGGUCGGAGAUGCCAUGGGCGGAUGUGAAUCCAAAGGGGGAGCACAAGGGGCGCGCAAGGUGCCCAAGAAGAAGGCUCAGGCGCCGCCUAAGAAGAAGCUGAAUCCAGCCGACUACACCUUUUCCAAGAAGAUUGAUGAGGUGCUUGUGAAGCAGGAAGGCAGCAUAGCGGGCGAACAGUUCAACAUCGAAGAAUGCAAAAACUGCGAUAUCUUCUUGUUGGACUAUAUUGCCACGAGCUUUGUCGAUGAUUGCCAAGACUGUCGCAUCUACAUUGGGCCAGUCGAAACGAGCGUCUUCGUUCGGAACUGCAGCAAUUGCAGCCUGGUCAUUGCAUGUCAACAAUACCGAUGCCGAGAUUGUCAAGACUGCAACAUUGCUUUGUUCUGUGGGACAGAGCCCAUCAUCGAGAGCAGUCAGAAGAUGCAAUUUGCUUGCUUUGACUUCAACUACUUCUCCUUGCGUGGUCAAAUGGCCAGUGCUGGCUUAAAGCCAUGGAACAAUAAGUGGUGGAUGAUCUAUGAUUUCAACAAGAACGAAGAGAAGCCCAAUUGGAGUUUGUUGCCACAAGAGGAAGCAGGGCGACUGCUGAAUGUGGAAGCGGCUGGAGUGAUCACGCCCGAAGAGCUGGAAAACGAGAGUGUGGUGCCUUUGACCUUGGGCAGCCGCCCAUGGCCUUCGAAGGAGACAUGCUUCAUCGUUUUCAUGCCAGACUCAGAGGCUUUCAUCGAGGCGUUCCUUUCCAAGUCCUUGGCCUCAAAGUGGGCCAUCGCCCGGACGCGGGUCGUACGUCUACAGGAUGACCAGCUGAAAACGCUCUUCACUUGGGCCAAAGAGCCCAAGUUGCUGGGGCGAUGUAAAGGGGAGGAGAUCACCGGCAUCCAGGUUUGUGGGGAGAAUAUCCAGAAGCAAGUCCAGGAUGCUUUGGCUUUGACGGGCCUGGCCACUGGUGCCAAGAACAUUCGUGUGAUUCCACAGAAGGAUACAGAAGCGCUCGCGACGCACUUCUUUCAGACAUGGAAAGACGAAGUCUAAAAGUCGUUUUUCGCGGCUUAGGUGCAGAAAA